Pocillopora verrucosa is the source of this 3310-nucleotide messenger RNA. RefSeq lists its product as uncharacterized. The record is from RefSeq and is a predicted model, not a curated record. Gene Ontology annotation, molecular function: protein binding; RNA binding. Gene Ontology annotation, cellular component: spliceosomal complex. NCBI's taxonomy places the organism in Eukaryota, Metazoa, Cnidaria, Anthozoa, Scleractinia, Pocilloporidae. Gene Ontology annotation, biological process: positive regulation of mRNA splicing, via spliceosome.
AAACAUGGCGGUAAACUUCUUCAGCAAGACUACUUACACCCCUAAGGAACUGGACCUUUAUUUUGGUUCUUAAUGGCCACAUUUGGUUGGAGUUACAAGUCAAAUGCAAGUGGAAGCAAACGUCCCAGUGAACAAUCGAGAAAAGUUGAGAGCUGGCAGGAGAAACGCGCCGAUGACACGCCGAAACCCCUACACCCCCAGUCGCAUUCUGCUGAAACUUUAACAGCAGGAACACAACCCGCGAGGAAAAAAUAUGACCCAAGAGCCAAGAUAUUUGUUGGUAACUUAGACUGGGAAACUAAAGAAGUAACCAUUGCUGAAAUAUUUUCUACCUUUGGAGAAAUAGAGGCAGUUAAGCUCAUCAAGGAUCAUGAAACUGGCAUUUCAAGAGGGUUUGCCUUCAUUACAUUCUGUGAAGUGGACUCUGCCGUGAAAUGUAAAACAUGGUGUGCUUAUAACCAUUUGAAAAUUGAUGAUAGAAAUGUGACUGUGAGGGCUGCUGAGCGUCGACAGACUAAUUAUGCAGCAAUUGAAAAGAGGAAAUGUGCAGAGGAUAAUAACCCCACAUUAUACUGGGAGUACAAAUGGGCUGAGGACCCCAAAUCAGAGGUUUAUGGUCCCUAUGAGACAAGUUUGAUGUUACAGUGGUCUAAAGCUGGAUAUUUUGACGCAGGUUGUUGGGUGCGAGAACACGUGACCAAACAAAGUGACGAGAACUCAUCUGAACCUUCAUGUAAGACAGCGAGACUAGUGGAUCAAAGUUAUUCCGAUUCGAGUGAUUCUGAGGAUGAUACACCAUCUGUGGGGCACCCUGAGGAAAAUGAAUUUCUUCAUGUGUCUGAGAUAGAUUUCUCUAUAUUUCCAUGAGUAAGUGCAACGCCUGGAACAUCAGACAGUUUGAGUGUUAACGGAGUAUGUGACACAUCGGCAUCGGUGAGAUCAUUGGUAGUAUUGGAAGGAUAGCUAAAUGAAAGAGGAAAUUCAUUUUAUAUUCAAACUUUGAGUGGCCAGAUAGUCCUGCUCGCCGUCUUUUGUUUAUUUCGUCACGCAAUGCAUUCUAAUCCGGACUAGCGGCGAGAGACUGUCACAACAGUUUGUAUCGUCGUCUGUUUUAGUACGUUGAAACCUUAAGCAAGACAGGUCACUCAUAUUGAUAUCUACCUUUGAACAAAUGAAUGACGAAUAGCAUAAAACAUUACAUCAUUACUUCAUCGUGUUCAAAAUAUGUUUUUCUCGAAGUUUGGCCCACAGACGUCUGUUUGUUUACAUCGAGCACUAGUAAGGUAUAUUCAAGUGAGCUGUGGUUGAAGUUUUUGACACGUCAGCUACUUUUGAAGACUAUUCUCUAAAUUUUUAGACCCCUCGUUAUAUCAUUCGAAAGAAAUGGUUUCAUGUUUAGUUCUUGUAAGCUAGUCAAACUUGUUGAUGGUUAAAUUUAAAUUUUAGUUACGCGAACAAAUCAAGAACCUGAUCUAUCAGACCUAAAAUUACCGCUUCAUUGAACAUUACACUUUGUCAAACUAAUUGACUGUAUCAAAGUGUCAUUUAAAUUCUAAAAUCUGUUUUAUCUUCCUUUAACGGCUGGCGGUGAAUCUAAAUGGACUAAAAUGAAUGAAGAACCUCGUAUCACAAUUUCGGCUGGCUGUCAUAUGUGAAAAACGUCAAAAUUCCCCUGAUCACAAAGCAUCCCAAACCAUCUCAAGGAUUAUAGGUUAAUACAAAAGGAAAUGAUGUUCCAUUGUUUUCUCUUGCUUAAAAAUGGAUUAUUUGGUUAUUCACCCGAUGUCUAAACAGAACCACGGUUUUACGCAUUCAGUGGGCCUUAGGCUUUCUCCAUAAAAUGGUUGAUUUACUUAAAUGAAUUUCCUUCUACUUUAAGGUUUUUUGGCCCUCGUGACGCUCUUCACAAAAAUAAGCGUUCAGAUAAAAGGUUGAGCUAAAUUGAGGAUUGUUUAGGACGGGGUUUCGUUUAGCAACGGCAAAACUUUGUUAACCGGCCCUUCAAGCAUUUUACAGAGGCAGUACGAUUCAUGGUAUAGCCAACCAAAAAAGAAUAAUUAUACGAAACGCCGAACUGACCGCAAUCAGAUGUAGCCGUUAUUUUCAUCAACUUGUCGCCCAUUUCUAUUUGCUUUUCUGUCUAGGCUUGAAUGAUACGUGUAAAAUGAGCAACAAAGAUAAGCGGUACUAUUUCUGUUCACCGAGGAUCUGUUCAACCGCAGUUUGCACUUCUGGGUAAGGCCUUCUAAAUCAAAUUCGUUUCUGUCGGCCCGGAAGAACUAUCUGUCGUAGAUACCACGGGCAUGUUUCUUUUGAACAGAGGUCAUUUGAAAAUAAACGGAGCAUGGUACGGUUUGUAAUCAAUGAUUUCGAAUGAAUGAGGAAAGUAGUGAUCUGAUCGGUUGACAAGGAAGCGAUUUUUUUUUUAAACCAACCGUAGAAAUUAGUGAAGCAAACCAGUACGAACAAUAAAAACUGAACUGAAAAUUCAGUCGCUAUGAAUUUUGACCUGCUGAAACGACCGAUCGCAUAAAAUCCGGCCUCAUCGCCUCUGAUAAUGUUUUCAAGAAAAAUGAAGCAAAAACAUUUAAAGUCUUCGCUAUUGAUAGAAUUCGUGGUAAUUCAUGAAGACAAGGAACUGGACGGUCACAUAAACGUAGCACAUGCACUACAAAUAAUCAGGUAGAAAAAUCACGAAGAUUGCCAAACUCUAGAAUUAUUUCUUUCGCGCUUUUAGCCUAUAAAUAUCUAAACGCCAGGCAAGAGCUAAGAGCUCUUCCUCGCAUGGCGUUGUACAUUGGCGGGUUUCAAUUUUUCCUGUCCGACUCGGUUGAAGCAGCUCGACAUGAACUGAAGGCAAGUUCGUACACACGAACUCUGACGAAGGGCUAACGCUCGAAACGUCAGCUUUUUUACCCUUUACGGUGGCUAAUUUACGUUUUCAACUCAGUUGUUAACACCAAAUUACCUGCUUAGUUUAGGGUACACGUGCUCGUUUACAUAGUUAACUGUCUCAUAAAUAACGCAGUUAGUUCACAAGAAUACCGGGCUGAAUAUGAAGAAUACAAAUUAGUAAAAGACAAACCAAGACUAUGUCUAACCUGUUUUAUGACCAUUAUUUUCUGUCUAUUUAAUUUCCAGCGAUUGAAUCUUGGAGCAGGAAUAAUGCGAAUGAAACAUUUUCAGUGAUUUAUGCAAAAAUGGUUCUGGGCUUUUAGCUUAACAACGAAUGUGUGCAUUGUGUCUCGAGACUUUCCAGUGAUUAUUCCUAUCAAUACUUCAUUCGAACGAAACUUGUCGCUGUGAAAUU